Messenger RNA from Trypanosoma brucei brucei TREU927, 1161 nucleotides. RefSeq lists its product as hypothetical. The transcript has a single exon. Lineage: Eukaryota; Euglenozoa; Kinetoplastea; Trypanosomatida; Trypanosomatidae. The record is from RefSeq and is a predicted model, not a curated record. Gene Ontology annotation, molecular function: ubiquitin binding. Bases 1 to 1161 code for a protein of 386 amino acids.
AUGUCUUACUUGACAGAGGAGGAGGAGAAGGAGCGACAGCGGGAACAGCAGCGCCGCAUGUCACGGCAGCAGAUCAUAGAGCAUGUCAAGAAAAAUCUCCUCUAUACCGCUUUUGAUGUGAAGUGGGUUCCUCACAGCGCCUGUCUCGCCAUUGUGGGGCAGUAUCCGAACAACCAAGGUGCACUUUCCUUCAUGCAGCUCAACAAGGGUGAGCUCACUGUACGGCAUGAGAUCCGUACGAAGCUUCCGUUGAAGUGCUGCACGUUUGCCCACAACAGCCGCCAGAUGUCCUCAGCUGCUCUUACAAUAGCAGCUGGAGACUUCGCCGGAGGCCUUUCCCUUUGGGAUGUUGAGCGCCUCAGUAGCAGUAGUGGGGACAACGGCAAAUUUGACGAGAAUGAGGCACUCUUUAAGGCACCACGUGCCCAUGAGAAUAUAAUCAACGCGGUAGACGGGGCCCAGUUCACCGGCCCACCGGAAAUUGCGAGUUGCGGUCGCGACGGGUGUGUGAAGGUGUGGGAUGUUCGGCAGGCUGCGAAGCCGGUGGUGGUAUUAAGCCCAGCGGACCCGGCGCGGGCGCGCGACUGUUGGACUGUUCGGCUCGGUAAUAGCAGUGACCCCGACGAGCGGGUAGUAGUGGCAGGGUACGACAAUGGCGAUGUGAAGCUGUUUGACCUCCGCACGCAGAAGAUGCUGCAUGAAUUUAAUGUGGGUAACGGCGUGUGUGAUGUGGAGUUUGAUCGACCCGAUAUUCCCAUGAACAAGCUCAUCGUCUCACUGCUAGAGGGACGUGUGCGCGUUUAUGACGUACGGACGUUACAUCCCACACUAGGAUAUGCCUAUGUGGAAGAACGCGUCUCGAGUGGAACUGUUUGGUGCAGUCGGGCGUUGCCGCAGAAUCGUGAGGUGUUCGCGUGCGGUGGUGGUGGCGAAGUGACGUUGUGCCGCUAUCGGUAUCCCCCUGAGCGGACCCUGCGGGAUAGUGACGGCGUAGCGAAGGGGAUCGCAGGAUGUGUGGAGGAACUGAACAAGGCGAAGGUGGGGGACCAGCCGAUUCACACGAUGGAUUGGAACCGUUCCAAAGAGGGGCUAUUAGCCUGCGCAUCCUUCGAUCAAAGUAUUCGAGUUAUGCUCGUGACCAAGUUGUCGCUCGUACAAUGA